AUGGCUCCGCCAGCCGAAAUCUCCAUCCCCUCGACGAUCCUCUCGACCGGCGAGUCCAAGCCCUACACCCUCUACAACAUCACCCUCCGCCUGCCCCUCCGCUCCUUCGUCGUCCAGAAGCGCUACUCCGACUUCGCCGCCCUCCACCAGUCCCUGACCUCCCUCGUCGGCGACCCGCCCCCGAAGCCCCUCCCCGGCAAGUCCUGGUUCAAGUCCACCGUCUCCUCCCCGGACCUCACCGAGCAGCGCCGCCAGGGCCUCGAGGCCUACCUCCGCGCCAUCGCCGAGUCCCCCGACCGCCGCUGGCGCGACACCACCGCCUGGCGCGCCUUCCUCAACCUGCCCUCCACCGGCGGCGGCGGCAGCACCGGCAACUCGGCCGCCAGCGCCCACGGGCUCGUCACGAGCGGAAGGGCGGGCGCCGCCGACCCCACGACCUGGCUCGACCUGCACCGCGAGAUGAAGGCGAACCUGCACGACGCGCGGCUCGCGCUCUCGCGGCGGGACGCGGCCGCCGAGAACAACAACAGCACCGCGGCCGCCGAGGCCGGGGCCGCCGCCAAGAGGGCGCUGGUCAAGGCCGGCACGCUGAUCGGGAACCUGACGGCGGGCCUGCGCACGAUGCAGGAGGGCGGCGCGCUGGGCGACGGCGAGCUGAGGCGCAGGCGGGACCUGCUCGGCUCGGCGCGGGUCGAUAGGGAGGGGCUCGAGAGGCUGAGCAACAGCAUGGCGCAGAACGGACGGGCGGCGCGGGAGGGGUUCGCGUCGUCGGGGGACAAGGCGGCGCUGCUGGGGGGUGGUGCGGGCAGUAGUAGCAGUGGAGGGGCGAGGACGGGCGGACGGGUGUUGGGGGCGCCGCUGCCGGAGACGCAGCGGACGCGGGAGCUGGACAACGACGGGGUGGUGCUGCUGCAGCGGCAGAUGAUGAGCGAGCAGGACGAGCAGGUGAACACGCUGGCGGCGAUCGUGCGGCGGCAGAAGGAGAUGGGCUUGCAGAUCAACGACGAGGUCGAGUCGCAGACCAAGAUGCUGGAGCGGGUGAACGAGGACGCGGACCGCGUCGGCGGGAAGAUCAAGGUGGCGAACCGGCGCAUCGGCAAGUUCUGA
Colletotrichum karsti is the source of this 1107-nucleotide messenger RNA. RefSeq lists its product as uncharacterized. Gene Ontology annotation, cellular component: intracellular membrane-bounded organelle. The coding region runs from base 1 to 1107 and encodes 368 amino acids. The record is from RefSeq and is a predicted model, not a curated record. Lineage: Eukaryota; Fungi; Ascomycota; Sordariomycetes; Glomerellales; Glomerellaceae. The transcript has a single exon. Gene Ontology annotation, molecular function: phosphatidylinositol binding.